CUUAAGCAGCAGUUAGGGCUAGCUUGCAUGUAGCCGUUAAGCUAUCUUGCAGCGUUAAGAUUCAGAAUGUAGUCAGCUUUUUUUUGGUUUGUUUUUUAUCUGAGAAAACCUGUCAGAGUUAUGCUAAUGACUGCCCUAUUGUCUAUCAGCCUGAGUUUUAGAGGAAACUGUCAAGCAAGUACUGUCCGAUAACGGACGCAGUAAAAUAGCCAGCUGGCUAGUUAGCUUGUUAAUUCUCCUGACAGAGCGCGACAUUUAAAAAAACACUGAGUGCUCUUGACACAUUUUUAGACCACCGUCUGCAUUGUUGUGUCCUGAAUCAUGAUCAGUCUGUCGCAAAUAGGUUGAGAUGACCUCCUCCGCCCUUGGCCAGUCGGCCCAUCUCGUCCCAAACCUGGAGCCGGGGAUGGGGAAGUCUGCGGCGAUGCUGGGGUUGUCUGCUGGGCUCGGGGGAGCGGAGAUGGAGCUGCAGAAGAUGCUUAUCGAUGAGAGGAUGAAGUGCGAAAACCACAGGACCAAUUACCAGACGCUCAAGGCUGAACACUCCAGCUUGCAGGAUGAGUUCACCCGAGCUCAGGGUGAACUGAAGCGUCUGCUGAGCGACCGACAGGCUCAGCAGGAGAAGCUGCAGCUGCUGUUGGCUGAGCUCCGAGGAGAGCUGCUGGACAAAACCAGAGAGCUGGAGGAGCUUCGACUGCAGGUGAUGACCCCUCAGCGGCUGGAGUUGCUCAGAGCUCAGGUGCAGCAGGAGAUGGAAGGUCCGGUCAGAGAGAGGUUCAACAAGCUGGAGGAGGAGACAGAGAAGUACAGGUCGGAGUACAACAAGCUGCGGUACGACUGCACCUUUCUUAAAUCCCAGCUGGACCAUCAGAGAGAAGAACAUGCCCGUAUCCUGGAGGAGAAGAGCAUCCUUUAUGAAGCAGAGAUCUCCCGCCUGGAGAAGGACAGGGAGGACCUGGUGGCUCAGUACCAGGGCUCAGACCUGCUGCGCGAUGGGAAACGAGUGGAGGCUCUGCUGAGGGAGAAGGCGCAGCUCCACCUGCGGCUGAAGGGCCUGGAGGCGGAGGUGGCCGAGCUGCGCGCCCAGAAAGAGAACUCGGGCCAGCAGGCGGAGAACGUCCAACGUAUCCAGAUCAGACAGCUGACGGAGUCUCAGGCCACCCUGAAGUCUCUGGAGGCAGAGCGCCAGUCGUUGCGUCUGCAGCUGGAGCGGACGGAGAGCGAGCUCAAUCUGAGUCACGAGCAGAACAGCCAGCUCACCGGGCGCCUGCACAAAGCUGAGAGAGGGGUCAACUCCCUCACCUGCCAGAUUGAAAGCCUGAAGCAUUCGCACAAGCUGGAGGUAGCUAGCGUCAAACUGGAGUGUACCCGCUCUAAAGGAGAGCUGGAGAGGGAGAGAGACACACUGCAGGGCCAGAUUGAGAGUCUGCAGGCUGACGUGGACGUGCUGAAGGCUUCGGUGGAGCGACACAAGGAAGCCCUGGUGGAGAAAGAGCGGGAGAUGGUCAGGAAGGUGCAGUCCGCCCGGGAGGAGGAGUUCCGUAAAACUGCAGCAUUGCACGAGGAAAAGCUGGACUUGGAGAACCGUCUUGCUACCCUGGAACAGCAGAGGGCGCUGCAGGAUGCUGCCGACAACACCCAGAGGGAGGAAUGGGAGGAGCGUGUUCACAGUGCUCAGCAUGGAGAGGACUCAGCCCGCAGAGAGCUGCAGGGCCUGAGAACCAAACUCCAGCAGCAAAGCUCCCAGCUCGAGGAGCUUGAGAGACAAAAAGGUGAAAUUGCUGACCUGCAGCAGCAGAACCAGGAGCUGGGAGUCCAGCUGGGGACACUGUCUCACUCUGAAAGUGACCUGAUGGAGACAAACCAGCGGCUGAAAGAAACGUUGGACAGAUUCAGGGAGGAGCUGAGGACGGCCCGGGCCCAGGCUGAGAGGAGCCAGCACGAGGCCGAGAGGCAGGUGGAGGACCGGCGGGUGGAGUGGCUGGAGGAGAAGCACAAGCUGCAGGAGCGAGAGGCCGAGCUGCAGCAGAAAUACUCUCAGGCCAAAGAGAAACUGCAGAGGGCGGCCGUGGCCCAGAAGAAGAGGAAAACGCUGACAGAGAACAAAGAGAAGAGACUGCAGGACAAGAUCCAGCUGCUGGAGGCCAAGCUCGAGGAGCUGGAACUGGAAGCUUCUGCAGCCAAGAAACGUUCAUCUUUCUCAGAGGAGCAAGCUCAGCUCAGCAGACGGUUGAAGGAACUGCAGCGACGACACAACGAGUUUCGACGCCUCCUGUUAGGCGGCCAGGCUCCCUUCAGUUCCGGCCACGCCUUCCUGACCUCCUCACCCACGCCCUUUCUCCUCCUCGGGUCCGAGGGACCGAUGUCCAACAUACCAGAGGAGCAGCACCAGAGGGAGCUGUCUCUGCUCCGUCGGAGGCUGGAGGACCUGGAGAGCGCUCAGCAGCAGCAGCUGGAGGAACUGGGAUCUCUGGUGCAAAAGGACCGGGACGCCACACCCCAGCCUGACCUCUGACCCCACCUCCCACGGCACUUCCAAUUGAGCUUAGACUUGAAAUACAGAGUGAGGCGGCAGUGUUGUGAAAUGUCUGUAAGACAUGGAUGUGGACAUGGAGUUCGUCGGCGUUAGCAUGUCUGUCCAAUACUGUGACGUUGGGAAUUUUAAAAUACUGCAGCACCUUUUUUAAAAAAUUGACCAUGACAUCCUCAGGGUUUGAUUUUGUAUUGAGCUGUUUGUUGUUUACACACAUUUGCUUUUAAGCCACUCUGAAAAAAGUUUUUACACGGAUGAGUUAAAUGCUUCGAACAUUACAGGCUGUGAAUUGCACAAUGUUUCUAUGGACUGUGGAUGUGAUUUUUAAGAAGUUCAACUUGAAAUGUGUUGAAACAAUAAUGAUUUAAAGAUUUUUUUCACUGAUA
This is a messenger RNA of Acanthopagrus latus (yellowfin seabream), 2919 nucleotides long. It is a transcript of the gene cep83, whose product is annotated as centrosomal protein 83. Gene Ontology annotation, cellular component: centrosome. The record is from RefSeq and is a predicted model, not a curated record. NCBI's taxonomy places the organism in Eukaryota, Metazoa, Chordata, Actinopteri, Spariformes, Sparidae. Bases 350 to 2515 code for a protein of 721 amino acids. The transcript has 16 exons.